Molecule: messenger RNA, 2787 nt
Organism: Geodia barretti
Lineage: Eukaryota; Metazoa; Porifera; Demospongiae; Tetractinellida; Geodiidae
Source: the annotation of a GenBank genome assembly
AUGAAUACUAGGUCAGAGAGUGAUCUUGUGACAGUGGGCAAUCAGAGAGUUACUGAUUUCUCAUUCCUGGCAAGCAAUCUGUACACCCGUUUUAACGAGGAGGAUUUCCCCGUGGAAUGGGUUAUUACCAUCAACCUCACAGUCAGUCUGCCUAGUCAGACCCUACACGACACAUCCAGGGGACUAGUAAAGAUUUGUCUCUCUCCAGAGUUUUGUGGGAAUGAACCAGUGAAGUCUCCAACAUAUUGCGAUCCAACUCCUUGCUGUAAUGGAGGUAACUGCACUGAGACGGGUGACAGCUAUUACUGUGAGUGUGCCAUGUGCUGGACAUGGGAAAACUGCACUGAGUUUUUAGAAGAGUGUAGUACACCAAUCACACCCAGCCCUACUCCUACUACUCUGUCUUGUGAUCCAAACCCUUGCUCUAAUGGAGGGAGCUGUAGUAAGGUGAACGGGAGCUCUUACUGUGACUGUGCCAUUUGCUGGACUGGAGACAACUGCACACAGAUUGCAGAUGAAUGUACUGACACUCGCUGCACUACUGAGUGUCUGAAUGGUGGAACUUGUAUUCUAACAGAAAACUCAGAAUCACUCUGCGACUGUGUAAUAGGCUUUACUGGCAGCACGUGUGAGACUAAACUCCCUUCUUGCCCAGUACACUACUGCCACAAUGGAGGGACAUGCUCUCUGGUUCAUGGACAAAGUGUUUGCCUCUGCCAGCCUCAGUUCACAGGUAGCACAUGUGAGACAGUGCUGUGUGAGGCAGAAGCAGAUGUCCCAGUGUACCCUGGCAGUAGUGUGACCUACAGUUGGUCGUGGACAGAGGGAGGGAGGAGCCAGACUCAGCCCUGUCCUGACAUUUGUCGGGAGCUCAUAGACUAUCCUUCAGGAGCAGUGGUGGAGAGACGGUGUCAUGGAGACAGUGGCCAGUGGCUGGACACCGACUUCACUGCCUGUGGACUCACCAUCACUGCUCUACAGCUCUGUGAAGCUAGCCAGCUGAAAACUCCUCUGAAUGUGGCUAAUUCAGUGCUCAAUAUCACAAGCAAUCAAUCUGCUCUGGAUUAUUUCGCUAUUACUGUGGCAAGUGAUAUCAUUGCCAACCUAACUGAUGCAGCUGUUGAAGACACACAGGUGUAUGAAACAUAUUUGAGUAUUAUUGAUAAUGUGCUUGAAGGAAGGCCAGACCAAUUGCUAAAAAGCCAGAUGAAAUCAAAUUCUUCUAGCAGGAUCCUUCAGGAAAUUAAUCGACUCCAUAAUGAAAUACCAUUGGGUGAUCAAACACGAAUAAUGACGAAAACACUUAGAAACUAUGGCGUGAUAGUAUUGGACAUUAAUGCAAGUAGCGAGAAUGAAGGGAAGUAUGAUUCGUUCAGUGCUGACCUAGGAGGUGUGGAAACUGCAGUAAUGAGCAACGAGCUGAUUUCUCCUGAACAGCUCAUAGUGAGCUCUGGUGUACUCUCUAAUGUGACAGGAUCUCUUGGUUUGAAAGGACUGGACAAGUGUGCUGCUCAUAACAGAGAGCGUCUCAGGAUUAUCUACUCUGUUUUCCGUACAGACGCCUUGUUUCUCACUCCAGAAACAGCCUGUGAUCUCUAUGCCAUUAGUUCCAUAAUAGUGGGGGUCAAUGCUAGCAAAUGUGCCACCAAACUGUCUGCGAAGAUUGAUUUAGAGCGACUAAUGGAGGUUUGCCUGAACACCUCCAUCACUAAUUCUGAGACUGCUGCCUAUACAGCUCAGCAACAAAUGAAGCGAGUAUGCUCAAACUACAAGACAGAUGGAGCUGGGAGGUGGUCGUCUGAGGACUGUAGGGAAACAGGCAGGGGUGGAGGAAGAACACAGUGUGACUGCUCACAACUCGGUCACUUUGGCCUCUUUUUUGACUUGAACCCUGGAGAACCUCUGUCACCACUUGCACUUGCCACCAUAUCUUAUAUCGGAGCAAUUGUGUCAGUGUUUUGUCUACUUCUCCUUCUACUGACUUAUCUGAGCUCAAAGACUCUUCGAAGGAAGGAGCAUGGGAGGAUUCUGAUCAACAUCAGUGUGUCUCUCCUCUGUCUGUAUGUGGUGUUUGUGGUGGCCGGUCUGGUGACGUCAGUGGGGCCUCUCUGUGGCCUGGUGGCCGCUCUCUUCCACUACAUCAUGUUGGUCUUCUUUGGCUGGACCGCAGCUGAGGCUGUCUUUCUCUACCACAAGUUGGCCGUAGUACUGGGAAACCCAAUACACCACUAUGUCUGGAAGGCUGGACUUACAGUUUGGUUGUCUCCUCUUGUAGUUACAGCAAUUUCAGUGGGACUAGGCUAUAAGUACUAUAUCAACCCUUACUAUUGCAGGGCAACAGAGUGGCCAUUUUGGCUGGGACACAUCCUUCCAGUGUCCAUCAUUGGCAUAUUCAACUGGAUUGUUUUAGCCAUCAUAAUGCUCAAGCUAUGCCUCGGGACUGUCAAAGUUGACGUGGAGAGAGACAGUGCUAGGAGAACCUUCAAGAAGAACUUCAUUGCAGUUGGACUGUCGCUGCUGCUAGGACUUGGCUGGGGAUUUGGACUCAUUGCCACCAGCUCCGACCUCAAAGAACUGACCUUUGCCCUCCAAGUCAUCUUCAGUCUGUUGGUAGGCUCUCAGGGAGUUCUCAUCUUUGUCUUCCAUGGCCUGCGCUCUCCUCAGUUCCAACUGGUGUGGACAUCUGCCUUCGGUCUGAAGGGUAAGCAUAGACCUCUCAAAGACUUGGCUAAGAAGGAGAGUGGUUCAUACAACAUGCAUGCAACUGGAACAUACUUCAAUCAGUGA